GGUAUAAUUCUUCAUCUUUCAACUCUUAGGAGCCCUAAUUUGCCCUAGUAUUCCUAUCAAUUUGAUUGAAUUCUAGUAACAAAAUUUAAGUGAGAAUUAUCAUAAAGUUAAUAACUUUAAGGAGGAAAAAAAGUGAAUUCUCCUCUUAAUUGUGUGUCUCUAUCAUCAGUUUGUCUGUUUCUCUUUUUUUUUUUCUUAGAGGCCUUCAAAUUUCAACCAUGUUUUUCAUGGGGUGAAAAUCUCAGAUACUCAAAAAAGAUAAUUGAGGCAUUUGCAUUUUGUCCUCUUUUUUUAUGUGAAAAAUGUUUUGCUAAGCAUUAUGCUGAAGUAGCAGUGAAGAACUAAUUUUGGCAGCCAUAUGGAGGAUGAUAAUAAAACCACCUACAAAUACAAGGAUUAUUACAAGGUUCUUGAAGUAGAAUAUGAUGCAUCAGAUGAGAAGAUCAGAUUAAACUAUAGGAAACUUGCACUGAAGUGGCAUCCUGACAAACACAAGUGUAAUGAUGCAGCAACCACUAAAUUUCAAGAGAUUAAUGAAGCUUAUUCGGUGUUAAGUGAUCCUGAUAAGAGACUUGACUAUGAUCUAAAUGGAAACUAUGAGAUAAAUAAUUAUACCUUGCCAGAAUAUCUAGCCAGAUUCAAAGGGAUGAUUCUUACCUGUAAUGGGCUUGGUAUGAGUCAGGAUUCAGUCUGGUCAGAGCAAUUAACAGAAUUUAACAAGUUGACAGACAAAUGAAAGUUGGUAGUCAUCUUUUUUCUCGUCUUCACAUUCAUCGUCUUUCCUAUGGUACCCUGUUUACCCCUCCCAGAUGUUUAUGGUAGUAACCUUCUGUUAUCAAUGAGAAUCAUGUCCUAAACUUGAACAUUCAUCAUCUCGCUCGAAGGUUAUCCAGAGCAACCAUGUUGUAUGUUAACUGAACAGGAUAUCUGUUACCAAAUAUGUCUAUGCAACUCAGACAAUUUUUACAGUGAUCAUGAUUUUGGUAUUUACUGAGACCUCUUGUAAAAUGUAGGUCUGCAACAAGGUUGUAUCAAUUCACAUGUAAUAUUGAAGAUUGAAUCUCACAGAAGUUGACAUAUUAACAAAAAUUGAUGCCAGAAGCUACUACUUUUUAGUAUAUAGAAAGUCUCAUCUUUAUUCUUCUUU
Messenger RNA from Solanum stenotomum, 1147 nucleotides. RefSeq lists its product as uncharacterized. Lineage: Eukaryota; Viridiplantae; Streptophyta; Magnoliopsida; Solanales; Solanaceae. The transcript has 6 exons. Gene Ontology annotation, cellular component: nucleus; cytoplasm. The record is from RefSeq and is a predicted model, not a curated record. The coding region runs from base 359 to 736 and encodes 125 amino acids.